UCGUUUUUUAUCUAUUUCCUGAAAUUAAGUGGGUGAAAGAAAAUAUUUUAUUGCAUAACUCUCAAAAAAGACGUUCGAAUGAGCCAAAUUUAAAUGUCUAUUAACUGUUAGGUACAUAAUUUGAUUCAAAAAAAUUUCAUAGUGCUAGUGGCCUUUGACCUAAAUAUUAACUAUAGGCACAAAAUGGCGCAAAGCUAGAUUGAUAAACAUCACUGCCUUUUUCUAGUAUAUAUUUUUUAGAUUUUUAAGCGUUAAAACAUAAUGAAAGAUUACUUUUUGGCAGCUUUCUCAGUUCUUGCAAGUUUUAUUCUUGUUAUACUCUUUAUUUUAUGCGGAUGGUUCACAGUUUGGAAGCUUAUUCUAAGUAGAUUCCGUUUCGUAAGGGAACUGAUAAAGGGAGCCGAAUUGCAAUUUUCCAGAAAUAAAUUGAGACCGAGAAGAGACUGAAUCUGUAAAAAAAAUGAAUAUUCGUUGUGCAAAGCCCGAAGAUUUAAUGAACAUGCAACACUGCAACUUGUUGUGCUUACCCGAAAACUAUCAAAUGAAAUACUAUUUCUACCAUGGCCUCAGCUGGCCACAACUUAGCUACGUAGCAGAGGAUGAAAAAGGGAACAUUGUUGGUUAUGUUCUGGCAAAAAUGGAAGAAGACCAAGAAGAUCUGAAGCACGGACACAUAACGUCUCUUGCUGUGAAACGAUCCCAUAGGAGAUUGGGGUUAGCGCAAAAGUUGAUGGAUCAAGCAUCUGAGGCGAUGGUAGAAUGUUUCGAUGCGAAAUACGUUUCUUUGCAUGUUCGUAAAAGUAAUAGGGCCGCUUUGAAUUUAUACAAAAACUCUCUAAAAUUCGAAACAGUAGAAAUCGAACCGAAAUAUUACGCAGACGGAGAAGAUGCGUAUUCGAUGAGGAGAGACUUAUCUGAAUUUGCUAAAAAAGUUAAACCUAAGUCUGAAAAUAAAAACGAAGAGUAGCUUAAUUAUUUCUAACUUUUUAUAUUUAAACUAAAUAAUAACAAUAAUACGAAAA
Messenger RNA from Diorhabda carinulata, 1022 nucleotides. It is a transcript of the gene vnc, whose product is annotated as N-alpha-acetyltransferase 10. The transcript is spliced from 3 exons. Gene Ontology annotation, biological process: N-terminal peptidyl-glutamic acid acetylation. Gene Ontology annotation, cellular component: NatA complex. NCBI's taxonomy places the organism in Eukaryota, Metazoa, Arthropoda, Insecta, Coleoptera, Chrysomelidae. The record is from RefSeq and is a predicted model, not a curated record. The coding region runs from base 461 to 967 and encodes 168 amino acids. Gene Ontology annotation, molecular function: protein-N-terminal-glutamate acetyltransferase activity; protein N-terminal-serine acetyltransferase activity.